This is a messenger RNA of Aspergillus clavatus NRRL 1, 360 nucleotides long. RefSeq lists its product as uncharacterized. Lineage: Eukaryota; Fungi; Ascomycota; Eurotiomycetes; Eurotiales; Aspergillaceae. Gene Ontology annotation, cellular component: vacuolar proton-transporting V-type ATPase complex. The transcript is spliced from 6 exons. Gene Ontology annotation, biological process: proton transmembrane transport. Bases 1 to 360 code for a protein of 119 amino acids. Gene Ontology annotation, molecular function: proton-transporting ATPase activity, rotational mechanism. The record is from RefSeq and is a predicted model, not a curated record.
AUGUCCGCCCAGAACUCCGCAGGCAUCCAAACUCUCCUCGAUGCCGAGAGGGAGGCUCAGAAGAUUGUACAGCAAGCCAGAGAAUAUCGCACCAAGCGGAUAAGGGACGCAAAGUCGGAGGCACAGAAAGAGAUUGAGGAAUACAAACAACAAAAGGAGGAGGAAUUCAAGAAGUUCGAGGCCGAGCACUCGAGCGGAUACAAGAAGGCUGAGGAGGAUGCCAACAAAGAGGCUGAGGUGAAGGUCGAAGACAUCCAUGCCGCAGGAAAGGAGAAGGGCGGCAAGGUCGUUGAUGACCUGAUCCAUGCGGUUAUUGAUGUGAAACCCGAGCCGUCAGAGAAGAUCGUGGCUAGCGCAUAG